AUGUCGGCCAUGGCCCCCAACAGCGACCGCGCUUCUACAGGCAGCUCUGCCUAUGCCGACUCUGGGAAAUACGCUUCGUGGGCCAGGAGUAAUGAUGCUGGCAGCCGGAAGGGAAAAGACAAGGAAGAUGCCAACAACCUGACCGUCUCUCGUCGACGCGGCCGCAAGUCGGGAGGCUUCUUGAUGGGGAACCUCUUCCAACCCAGAGACAGCGAAGACGACAAGAUCGACUCAUCACUCAAGCCGUCGCCGCGAAAACCCUCACGACUGGGUCGGAAUGUCUCGAGUCCGCAGAGCAAUACCGACUUGGCUCCUUCGAUGCCCCAAACCUCUCUGGACCCGACACAACUGGUUCAAAUGGCCCUUAGCCUGAGUGAGGGUCGUCGUCGCCAUGUCAGCGCCAGCCUGCAAGUUCCUGCUGCUUCGCCCGACAAGCGUCGUGUGCGGUCUAGUGGUGCCCCCGUCAUACACGUCUCCCCAGGCUCCCCAAUGGGCAACGACCUCUUACAACCCAUAUCUCCCGGUGAUUCUGGUUACCGCGCUUCCACCGAAGACGAUGCUAGUUUCAUGAUUGGAGAAGAGGUGAAUUAUGAAUUCUCUCAAGCCACCCUCCACCGCGCCGACCGAGCACGCAAGUUUUUCGAGCUGUCGACCGAGUACAGGCGCUUGUUGACAAGUCUUCCGCCUCUGAAGCCUGCCGCCUCUGUUUCAUCUCCACGCUCCGGGUCGAGCCAGAAAGAGUUGGGAAGAGACUACAACCCGCUGCAACUCUUGCGCAACCGCAAAGCCCGCCAUCGCGAGCAACGGCCUCUUGAUCCCCCGGUCGAAGCCUACGACAAUUUCUCCAAGGUCAAGAGCUACAUUGAUGAGAUAGAACACGAAGCCGCCGACCACACCUACCGCUCCACGUUGGACACAUCUCUCCUUCCAACUUUCCGUCGCCCCAGCCGAGGCCAGGAUGAUAUUUCAAACCAGAUUACUCGCUCCCACAAGCGUUCCGAUACGGCUGCAACAAGAAUCACUCCAUCCGAGACAGGCUGGUCUUUCGGACCUGCCGAGUUACUGGCUGACGCCGUCUGGCUAUUGCAACCGGCAAACAGAGCAUGCAUAGAAAACAGACACGGUCACAAAGUCUUCCCUCAACAACCUCGUUCGAGCUUCGACAGUGCGAGAAGCGGCAGAANNAAAAGCGGUGACAGCAGGCCUUCCAUCUCGCGCACAAAUACUUGGGGAAGCACUGUAAAGAGUGACGAUGAUACGGACCGAGGCCGCAUAAGAUCAAAAUUUCUCUCUCUGCGACACGUCGACCAGUCUGCUCGCAAGCACCUGUUCCGAAACAGGUCGCGCUCAAGCAGUAUGUCCAGCGCGAUUUCGGCACGUCCCUCGAAUCGUAAGAAGCAGUUCUUGGGCCCUGGAGACGCCCCUGAUGUCGAGAAUACUGGCCCAUUGGAGCGCCACAUGAAGAGCCUGAUCGAGAAAGAGACGUUGGGUAUCGAAGAGGACUCACCCGACUUCAUCUCGCCAGAUAAGUGGGACAGAGGCCAUGAACAGUCAAGUGCAAAGUCACCGACUCUAGCUGAUAGUCCGUCUAUCAACAAUCAUAAGCGAAACCAUUCAUCAAAGACCGAUGAACAUGGCACGCAAGAUGAUCGCGCUCGUUCCUCCUUUGACGACUCCACUGCUCCUAGUUCUCCCGUCGUCGCGAAUCACAUUCCUUCAUUUGGUAUGAGUUUGUCACCUCCAGCAAGUCGUCAAAGUUCACCCGAGAGAAAGUUUGGUCUGUUCAGAUCCAGCAGAGAUGCCUCUGACGACAAGGUCCAUCGCACAGACUUUGCUACUGCCAGUUUAGCCAGCCUUGCCAGCGCACGUCAUGUCAGCGACAAUGUCGAUCCACCUCGCUCCAGCAUCGACUCGCUUCGUCCUCCAAUUCCAGGUAUCAAACGCCACAAAACCUCAAACAGCAUAACCAGCACCCUGCUAAGUCCAGGUCGCCGCAUGUCAAAGGAUGUCGGUGUUGGUCGUUUCUUCAAAGGUGGUCGCAUUGGAGACCUGGUUCGUUCGGACAGUUCUCGUCAGAACGAAAAGUCGCGAAAGAAGGAUCGACAGGUUACUUCCGAUAUGUCUGACUCUGAUAUGGAUACCGAGGAACAAGACGAGAACCAGCCACGUAAGAUGCCACCCGUGAACAGGUCAAAUUCUAUACUUGUUGGAGCAACCCCGAAGCAANAAGAGAAGGAGCGACAAAAGCUCAACAACUUAAACUUACCAUCCUUCAAACCGAUCAACCAGAUUGUGGAGAGCGAUGCGGAAGAAGACCAUAUUGCUCGACAAAGCAAGCUGCACAGAGAGGGAAGCAGAUCCUCCAGAUUCGACAGACUGGCUCCUCCUCGGAUCAAUCCUCCUCGGGAGGACUCUCCCUCCGUGUCACCAACCCGAAGGACGCCAAUCUCACGCUACUCCAGCGAUGGUGGCGAUCGCAGCGAUCAAGAUAUGCUGGGACCUUUGCGCAAGAAUCGUCAGUCCGGUGGGUUCGAGACAAAUUUGUCAACGAUCGAGAACGAUUCCCCAGCUCGAUCCCGGCACUCAUCGCCCUCGAAACGACACUGGAGCAUCUCCGACCGCAAAGGCGCUCAAGGCGAAGGCACAGAGCCGACAAUGAUAUCGUCACUCGAUAUCGCCCGACUUCCGGGUCUACACGACAGACUUGCCGAUCUACGCAUCAAAGUGGACGAAAAGUUUACUCCGCUCGUGCACUUGACGGCCGAUGAGGCAGAUGCGUUUACAGUGGCAUUGACCACUCAACACACACUUGCCACCAAGCAAGUCAAUGAUGCCAUUGACAAUGUGCUCCGUCGUCGCCGCAGGAAGUUGAUCUUUUUGCAAAAAGCGACGUUUACUGUCUUGGAGUGGAUUGUGUUGGGAUUGCUGUGGGUAGUGUGGUUUGUGGUCAUCAUUGUGAGGUUCUUUAGGGGUAUUGUCUCUGGUGUUGUCGGAGGUGUUAGAUGGAUGCUUUGGUUGUAG
Aureobasidium uvarum is the source of this 3021-nucleotide messenger RNA. Lineage: Eukaryota; Fungi; Ascomycota; Dothideomycetes; Dothideales; Saccotheciaceae. The record is from the annotation of a GenBank genome assembly.